UCGUAUGACAAACACACGAAUGAAAUAGCACACUUGUAGUCAAUUUUGUAAAAUUAAAAUGAUGUACUGGUAUGACUGACCUCUUUCAACCCAGUGAUCUUUACUUGGAAGCGUGGUACUGUAAUUUUCUACAAGAAAUCGGAAAUCCUCCGGCCAGAAGAAGAAUUUUAUAAAGAGCAAUGUGGAGCAAUGUCGAUACAAACAAAAGGGCUGGAAUUGAACAAAUGCAUUUUCUCUCGUUUAUGGUACACAUCUCUAAAUAUUUUCUAUAUAAACAAUGAUAGCAAUUUUUUGAAUGAAUUCCAUCACAACUGCUGUGUCGACUUAACAGAACUGGAAACUGUAAUUGAAAGUUUGAUACAUUCCCCGAAUGAAGAGCAAUAUCAAUGGAUUGCUUAUAUAUUACUGUGGAAACUUAUAGAUAACAAGUCAACUAAUGUUGACUGUAAUAUACAGUCCAAUAUUCAGACACAAUUUGAUUGCAUACAAAUAAAAAAUGCAAUAGAGCUAUGCAGUAAUGUACCAAACUGUUUACGUAAGGAAUUGUUACUAUUUCUUCAAGAACUAAGCACACGAUGUAGCAUAAAAUAUACUUCGAGUAUUAUGUUCCAACAAAUUCUUAUAUUCGUAAAAGAUAACAUAUGUAUCAGUACUGAAAUUGUGUGUUGGAUUAUAAACAAAUUAAUAUCUUUUGUUCCGAGCGAUACUGCUAGAGAUUUACAAGAUAGUUAUUUUUCUACUUUGAAGUCAUACUUAGAACACAUUCCACCCAGAAAAAAGUGGCACUUAAAUCAUAUAGUAACUCAUUCUUCUGAAACUGAUUUAGCUACUCGCGAUAAGUCUCUACAAAUGGUUCUACGUUUUUUGUCAAAAAUAGAUAUAAAUGCAGGUUCGCAGAUCGAAUUUCUAAAAAUAGUUUGUCCUACGCUUUCAAAAUCAUAUAUUAAAAAUAUUAAACUUGCCUUAUAUUCAAAGAAAAAUGAUAAAUUGUUAAGUGAAUGGCUCUUACUUUGGAAUAAAACACUCAUGUGUUUUGAAAGCACUACUACUUUACUCACAGCAUAUAAAAUAUGUGAAAGUGUAUUUGAAUUAACAGAGAACUCUGAAAUUCUUUUGUGCAAACAAGAAUUACUUAAAAGAACAAGUGCAAGAAAAUUACAUUGGUUGAACGAUAUUUUGGAUAUAUGUUAUAUCUUGACUAUGAAAGGAAGAUAUAGUGAAGUUGAAUUAUUGUUAUCGUGUAACUUAUUAAAAAGAUUAUAUCCAGUCUUAUUAUUUAAAGUAUUAAAUGAUUGUCCACAGGAAAUAAUCAAUACUCGCGAAAGCUAUGACAAUGGUAUUUCUAUCUGUGAGUGCAUCAACUUCUUCUUAGAGAAGUGUUACCCCAAUCUAUACAAUGAUAAUUAUUUAAACAAAUUGUAUGCGCUCUUAAAAAAUCAUAUUAGAAUUGUGGUAUACAUUUUACAGUGGAAGAAACAACAUUUUAUAGAAUUAAGUGCCAAAGAAUCAAAAAAUUCGCAAUCUAAUAUGAUUGAGCAGAUAGUAUCUGUAAAACAAAUUUUAUCUCUUUUGCAAAAACACAAUAUACUUUUUGUCUUGAAACUAAUAACAAAUAUACAUGAUCAAGAUUAUAGUGACAUUCAAGAUUUAGUGAAGGAGGUGUCUUUGAAUCAAUCUAUGAGUUUUCAAGCAUAUUGUUGCAUAAUAAGCGUCUUAAAAGCCAUUUUUUUAUGUGAAUUUUAUAACGUGGAACAUAAACAAAUUACUAAAUACUUCUCUGACAUGAUGUCAUACUUAUCUUCUUUGUUUCCUCUCUCAUUAAGAAUAGAGACAAUGGAGAAUAUAUUUUCCUUAUUAUUUUUACGUUAUGAAGAUUUCAAUGUUAUAAAUGCUAGUUCCAAAGAUGAUUGCAAUAUUCGUAAAUCAAUAGACUAUGAGAAGUCUGGCUUCAUAGCUAAUAAAUAUGCUGUAAGAGACAUGCUAUACUAUUUAUGGAAGAGUACUUUGAUUACAACAGAAGAAAUUGAUAAAUUACAAGUACUUGGAUCGCAUAAAGAAAUGCAACAACUUCGCGAAAAUGUAUCCACCUUUACAUCAACAUUGAUAGAUACUCGUUGGAGAUUGAAAUUUCAUAUGGGACUUUAUUUUUUUAAAAAUGUUGGUACGCCACAAGAUGAGUCUGAUAAUCCUUCUGGUGUAAAUAAAUUAGAAUCUGUAAUCUCUCAAACAUCGAGUUUUCCACAUCGCAUCACAGGGGACACAUUUUUUUAUAAAGGAGAUAGUACCUCCGAUGAAAUUAAAGUUAAAUCUGACAGUAGUUCAGAGUCUGGCUUAUUAAGCAGAAAUAAACGCAGAAAAUGUUCACGAAUUACUGCAGAAAAGACGGAUCAUUUGACAACGAAAGAUAAACUGUCCUUAAUAAAUUUAAUGUUAGCCUCGAAAGAAAGUUUGAUUGUCCAUUGUUUAUGGAAAGGCAAUUUUCAGAAAGCGCAAGAGGUAGUUGAGAUGUUCCAUAUGGAAAACACACAAUUGGAUGGUGAGAUUCGAUUUUCAGAAGCACUACACACGUUUAAGCAGAAUCUAUAUAAACACAUUCGUACUUUAGACACAAUAGAUUCCUUUAAAGAAAGCUCAAAAACUUCUACAUUAGAGAAUAUAAAAUUUGCUGCACAGGAAGGUGUACAGUCCUCUAAGUAUAUCAACCAACUUGAAACAUUUUUCGCAUCUCAACAAGUACAUUUACUAAUAUUAGAUACAAGUAUUUUACGUAGCAACGAAAUAUUAACUCUUAGCGUGCUGGAUCUAAGUUUGACUAUGGGCCAAACAUAUCAGAUCUCGAGUAAUCUAUGUGAUGUAGCAAUGAAGUAUUUAAAACUCUGUGAAACGUUUGACAGCACAGGGCAUGCGAGUUUCUUUUCAAAAAUUUAUCAAUUGUUUUACGAAAAUAGAAAUAAUGUGUCUGUGAACGUUAUACUGUGUGACGCCAGAAUUCCGUUAUGUAUAAAGGAAUGGAGAGAAAACGAUGCCAUUUGGAACGAAUUUGAGAAUAAUUAUCAUAUGCUGUACGACUUCAAAAGAAUAGAUAUUAUGGAGACGCAAUCUUGCAGCAAUAACUAUAUUUUAGGAUUAAAAACAAUAGAAAAAAUAUCUGAUAUUUUUGAUAGCGAGAAAUAUCUUUACAACAUCUACUUGUAUCUACAGCUUAUAUCUACUAUCAUCCCAGAUGAUACUAAUAUACAAAGAAUAUCCGAUUUAUUGAAAACUCCAUUACAUCAUUAUUUUGGGUAUCAGAUAUUCGACUUGAAUACGGAGCCAGAUAAGCUCGAAAAGGUCGCUUCUAAUUUACAAGUGAACUUAAUAUACAGUAUCCUUGUAAACGCAUAUCCGAAUGUUUCUUGUUAUGAUAAAAAAAAGUGCAGUAGUAUCAAAGAUUCUGAAUACAUUAUACUGAAUAAAAAUCAAGAAGAAUUGGGUGUAAAAAAUGUAAUAAAAAGACCGAAUCAAUAUAUUUCGGAAAUAUUGACAGAGCUGCUACAGAUUUUGUGCAACGUAAGUUCAGGACGAUCUCAUCUGGAUAAUUCGUACUUGGGAAGUAUUUCUGAUCAUAUAGAUAUACGAAUGAUUCUAAACAAAACAUCGAAUCUUGCCAGUCUCGAUCUGGGCGAAUUAUCUGUAGGAGACGAAACAUUGACAUUUUUUUUGAAUGUUUGGAACGUUAUGUUCCUUCAUGCGAGUUUAGAUGUAUGGUCCAACGAUCCGCCUCUCGAAAGUUUGAGGCAUACGAUUUCAUUGACGUCAAUCGGUUAUAUAAUUGGUGAUUUGGGCCUAGUGACACUCGCUGCUCUUCGAUCGAAAUUACUGGGUAAGCUCGCGAAUGAUAUUAAAUUCUUCACGCGAGUAGAAGAGCUCAACGAAUUGGCAUGGCAAGAUUUAGAUCUUGUGCAAAAUCCAAGGAUUAUCUUCGCCAUGGCUAAUGAGUUUUACGGCACGCCUGAGAUUCGUGUGUAUGAAGCGCAGACGUUAAACGAUGCAUUAAAUGAAGCGACUAGUGAUUAUAUCGCGUAUUAUUCAUUGGUGUCAUCUGAUGAGUCUAUAAAUGGACCAAAACAAAAAAUCAGCUUACUCAAUCUUGUGAGGCAGUAUCAAAACACAUUUUCACGAGAUACUGAUGGUGAGACAAACGCUAACAGAAGUUUACCUUCAAUAGCUGAUUUCGAAAAAUUAAACGAAGAUAUAAAUCUGGAAUACAUGACGUCUAAUUAUACAUACGAAGUGAUACUAAAAUAUUCCAAAUGUAAUAUAUCUAAUGUCACAACCAUAAAUCUUAUACAGACAUCACUUUGGCAGACUCGUAUACUAAGAACUAGUUUAUUGCAAUAUCUGGAAAGACAUUGUUGGCUCGUCUCUUAUCUUGUACAGAGAAUGCAUAACGAAAAUCCGACUAUUUUAGAGAACAAUUAUGAUAAUAUAAAACGUAUAGUGUGUCUUGAGAAUCUUGUGAAUUCUCCGUGGAUGAACAAGCUAAAACUUUUAUUUAACAAUAACCAAAUUCUUGCCGCUAUUCAUGAUAGCGUACCUGAGCACGAGUUAUGGCAUUAUUUUGAACUUAGAAAAGAUCACAAUUGGCAGGAUUCUUUGGAGAUGUUAAACGCUCUAGCUGACAUCAUUAUAAAAUACAGUGUAGAGUUACAGCGCUUCAAGGAUUUGAUUUUAAGUCACAUGCUCUCCAAUUUAGGUGUACUAUCUGUCACAAGUAUGCUGCAGUAUCUGUAUCAAAUCAAAGAUAUACAUAUAUUGACGCAAACGAUAUUACACAAUGUUAACAAGUGGCCUAUGAUUUUAUGUGAGCACGCAUUAUGUCACGCAUUGCAGCACGAGCACAAUCACAAAUUGCCAGUGCACUGCAAACAUCGGAUGAAUGAUAUCUUGUGCAGAAUAACGAUCUUCCAUAAAAUGAUUCCGUACUGUAUGAAUAAGUCAGACAUUACGUGGUAUGAUAUUGUAUAUUGUACGGAGAAGAUCGAUCCAUUUAAAAUUAUUAAGUCCCUAAUCGACGCAGAUCAGUUCGAGUUAUGUUUGGAGUGGCUGGAAUGUCAAGCCUUUUCUUUGGAGAUGCAAACCCCUAUGAGCCAAGACUUUUUAAUAGGUCUUUUAAAAAAUGAACAGCAAGAUUUCAAGCAAGCUUUAAAGUUUCUUCAAGCGUUACCGUUGAGUCAACCAAUGAAAAUAUGUAAAGGGGUGCUUAAAAAAUUAGAAUCUAUCAGCGCAUUACAAUUUAUCACUAACUAUUUGUUAGACUACUGCAAAAUAGCAGAGCGACCGAAGUAUCGGAAAACUUUGAUAGGACUACAAAUUCUAAAGCUGUUGGAAGAUAAAGACAGAUCGUUAUAUAUCCAUUUGAUAAAAGAACCAUUAUUGAUGUUGGAACAAUUAUUAAUGAAUUGUAAAUUUGAAAAUAUUCAAAACAUUUUGAACUCGCUGCAAGAGAAUUUACAACAUCCCGAUAUAGGCAUCAGCAAUUUUUAUGAAGUUAUAAAAUUUUACGCCAAAAAGUCGUUAGAUUUUCGUGUAUCGUUUCGGCGUGACGGUACAAAAAAUAAAACCAAAAAUAUGUCACAACCUAAUCUUGAGGCAGAAAAUAAUGAAUUUGUUAUGCCUGUCAAUGUACCUACUAAGGAGGAAUGGGUCCCGAAUGAUAGGGCUAAAGAGUGCAAUUGCUGCAAGGCUGUGAUAUUUUCAAUGUUUAACAGACGACAUCACUGUCGACGAUGUGGCCGUGUUAUUUGUGCUAUGUGUUCUCGGCAUCGUAUGCAAGUUGCUGGUUAUCCCAGUUCCGUGUUGGUACGCGUAUGCGAUGAUUGCAAACAUCAAACGAUAUUACAGAUGCGUGCGGCGCAAGGUGUUCCAUCGACAUCCAGUAGUGAGCUGUUUGAUUAUUGGCGAUUGACAAAAGACGAAAAGCACAAUUGCACCAUAAGAGAAGAGUUCUCAUUUGAAUAUGCGCCAAAUAUUUCGCUGUGUCUUGCUAUUCUUAACUUAUAUUGCGAUUCUAAAAUAUAUACCAGUUUCUUAUUAGACCGUUGCGAUGAGAUGAAACGAUUACUCCAACCCGUUAGUGGAGACAAGAUAAAUCCCGAAAUCGAUCAUGCGGUAAUCAUCAAGAUGAUCCGUUCUCUGCUAACCGCGGCUAAAAUGAAAUGCGCAAAAUUUGGAUUUAAUACUGGCCUCGCGCACUGCGAUCGAUUCUUAUCGCAGGUGGAUCUAAUUGCAACUCUAGUCCAAUCCGAUUGUGUGACUCUUAUACCGAUGGACGACCUCGACGAGCACACGCUGAGGAAAUUGCGUGAUCUCCUCACUGAGAAGGAGCGUUGGACGUUGGCGUUGGACGUCAGCACGAAAGCAGGAUUGGAUACACAGGGCGUGUGGGCCGCAUGGGGAAAAGCUUGCUUGAAGGUGGGACAUUUAGAACAGGCGAAAGAGAAGUUUCAACAUUGCCUUGAUAAAAUUACAUACGAGGAUCUUGACGAUUGGGUCAUGCUGUUUUAUCCCAAGGAACCAAUCGAAAGUCCCAAGAAAGAAUUAACGGUAAAGAUGAUGCAGUCCGCGCAGAAGGGGAACGAAAUAUCGGAUGAGGAAAAACAAGCGUGCAAAACUGGUCACUUAAGAAGAAACGAAUAUUUUAAAUGUCGGCCGUUAAAAGAUCCACCGUUGCUAACGGAGAUUCUUCAAAUAUUAGAUACCUUAAGCAUUCAUCGAUCCCGAACACAGCAUCCAAGUCUGCAAUCCAAGUCUGAUACGGCGCAAGAAAUCCUACAAACGCUCAAUAGUCUGAAAGCUGUUAGCCAAAAUCAAUUUAACGUUAAAUAUGUAAUACCCGCCAAUCAAACGGUUUAUUAUCAAGAAAGUUUGUAUUAUCUAUUGGCAUACGGAAGUUACACCUCUAUUUUACAAUUUUUCUUGAGACAUAAAGAGUUUGAUAAGUGCCUUGUAUAUAUCUUAGAUAAUAACAUAGAACGUGAUCUAUUUCUUAACGGAGUUUAUUUGUACUGUUUAAAGAACGGCCACAUCGAGAAACUUCACAAUGCGAUGAGGGCGAAAGAUCCUACUUUAGUUACUUGGCGGAAAUAUUUAAUAUUCGUCUGUCAUUUCAUGGAAAGAAAACAAUAUUGGCAUAUUUUAUAUCAGAUACAACUCUUUAUGAGAGACUAUGUACGAGCGUCGAUGACAUGCAUUCGUUUUUAUACCAAUGAAGCGAACACUUAUUCAGACUUGCACAAUAGAGCGCAUCUGUUACAAGACGCUCAAAAGCACUUGGAGUUGGAAUUGCAGACGGAGAGCUUGACUAAAAGAAAAAAAAACAUAAACUCUGAUCACAGCGGCCAAAAUACUUUAGUGAUGGAACCCUCGGAGAUAGACAGACAUAUAAACACUAUAUGCAGACAGACGGAAAUCGUCAAGUUUCUAGCAAACUGUGAAAAAGAGGAAAGACCUUCAACUGCAUUUUUUAAUCUCUUUCCAGAUAUUGACAGCGAUAAUUUUCAGACACUUCAGUUACCUACAUUAUUUGGCAACCAACAACAGAAGAUACAUCUAGCCGUUUUAGCUAUAUUGUGCGGCCGCGAUAUUGAAGAAGGAUUUGGCAUAGCUUUCAGGAUAAUGCAAGAUUAUAAUCUUCCACAACAGAAGAUGUAUUCUUUAGCUGGCCAUGUGUUAGCUUUAAAAAAUAAUGUAGCUGCAAUCGAGCAGUUGAUCAAGUGUUGCCGUAGCUCUGGAGCACCUAAUGCUCACAUUAUUUCGGAUCAUGUUUUGGCACACUGUGUGAAAUUAUUGUUGACUCAUUCGUACACUGAACAGAUUCCAACACUCAAGAAUCAUAUAGAUAUUUUAAUCAGACUGAUAAUCGACACAGAACUGAGAAUAAAUGCGUACAUUGAAAAUAAACAACUGAAAGCUGCAUACCUGCUUGCAGUGAAAUAUUCUAGAGCACAAGAUAUAAGGAGGAUUUUAAAAGAAUCAGAUAGACUUGGUCAAAGUGCAAUUAAAGCAAUAUGCUUAAAAUGGCUACAACAAAAACCGAAAAAAUAAAAUUCGCAUCUAUUCCGACAAAAAAAUUAAA
Messenger RNA from Trachymyrmex cornetzi, 8116 nucleotides. It is a transcript of the gene Sptz, whose product is annotated as zinc finger FYVE-type containing 26 spastizin. Gene Ontology annotation, cellular component: lysosomal membrane; centrosome; midbody. The transcript is spliced from 14 exons. Bases 190 to 8085 code for a protein of 2631 amino acids. The record is from RefSeq and is a predicted model, not a curated record. Gene Ontology annotation, biological process: regulation of cytokinesis; double-strand break repair via homologous recombination; mitotic cytokinesis. Gene Ontology annotation, molecular function: phosphatidylinositol-3-phosphate binding; metal ion binding. NCBI's taxonomy places the organism in Eukaryota, Metazoa, Arthropoda, Insecta, Hymenoptera, Formicidae.